AUGAAGAUUAUUUCUUGGAACGUUCGGGAGUUGGGGUUCAAACAAAAAAGGAGACUUAUUAAGUCUACUUGCAGCAGAAGCAACCCCCAGAUUCUCUGUCUUCAGGAAUCCAAGAUCAAGGUGAUGGAUAGUCGGCUCAUGAGAUCCAUUUGGAAAGCUUCUGAUGCUAGCUGGGUGAUUAAGGAAGCUUCAAGAAGUUCAGGCGGCAUUAUCAUUGCUUGGAGAACCAUACAUUGGUCCCUUUUGAACAGUUCGGUGGGUUCUUUCUUUAUUUCUGCUACUCUAAGGAAUAGUAUAACGGGAUCUGGUUACCUCAUUUGUUUUGUCUAUGGGCCCAACGACAUCAAUUUGAGGAGCGAUUUCUGGAGUGAACUAUCCUCAGUCUGCCAGAGCUUCAAUGGUCCUAUUUGCUUCGCUGGGGAUUUCAACACCAUCAGGUUUUCGGCAGAGAAAUCUUCGGGGAAUUCCUUUACUUCCCAGGUGGCUGCUUUAUCCGAUUGGAUCGAUAGCAACUCUCUGAUCGACCUUCCCCUUCUAGGCUCCCGUUUCACCUGGACGAAUGGCUGGACAACUUCUGAUCACUGGCCUUUGAUCUUAUCGGCUGAGGAGGCAGACUGGGGUCCGAAGCCGUUUCGUUUUAACAUUGCUUGGCUUCAUAUCACAGGUUUUAAAUCUAUGAUAGCUGAUUGGUGGCAAGCAGCGUGUUAUCAGGGUUAUGCGGGUCAUCGUCUUUGCUGCAAAUUAAAAUUUCUGGAACAAAAACUCAAACAAUGGUCUAAAGAGGAAAAGUCCCGAUCGGAGCAAGAGCUUGACUCCAUUCUAAGCGAAAUUCAAAAGAUCGACUCUCAAACUGAAGGCAACCCAAUAUCCUCCCACAUUCUAGCGAACAAUAUUCGGCUAGUUCAAGCUCUCUCAGCUAAAAUUUAUCAGGAGGAAAUCUCGUGGAAACAGAAAGCCCGUUCGAAAUGGAUCAAGGAAGGUGAUAGGAACACGAGUUACUUCCACAAAAUUGCCUCAGUUCAUGCUUAG
Magnolia sinica is the source of this 1029-nucleotide messenger RNA. RefSeq lists its product as uncharacterized. Lineage: Eukaryota; Viridiplantae; Streptophyta; Magnoliopsida; Magnoliales; Magnoliaceae. The transcript is spliced from 2 exons. Gene Ontology annotation, molecular function: catalytic activity. The record is from RefSeq and is a predicted model, not a curated record. Bases 1 to 1029 code for a protein of 342 amino acids.